ACUCAUUCGCUCUGGAGGAUUACGAGACAAGCUGUAGCCUUGUCAUCGAGCUUCAACCUCAUCGCAAACCAUCACCAACACACCCCCGACACGCAUUACUAUCUCCGCCUCCACCCCGAACCCGUGAAUCUGGCAAUUCGUGCCAAAACCUACAUAUCUACACCCCCGAAAAAUACCUAUCAGCUCGUUUCCCUGACGUCAAGGGAGCUUCGCCAAACAUGGCGCUCGACGAGUACUACCACAACAAGAUCGAGGCUAUGAAGCUUGAGAUCCUUAAGGGACAAGCCGCGCUUCGUCGUCUUGAAGCUCAGAGAAAUGACUACAACUCCCGCGUGCGAUUGUUGAGGGAAGAGCUGGGUCUGUUGCAACAGCCUGGUUCCUAUGUCGGAGAAGUCGUCAAGGUCAUGAGCACCAAGAAGAUUUUGGUCAAAGUCCACCCGGAAGGCAAAUAUGUGGUCGACGUGUCGGAUAGUGUCGAUAUCGGCAAGCUCACACCAGGAAAGCGAGUCACCCUCCUGUCCGAUAGCUACAAACUCGAGAAGAUGCUCCCCUCCUCCGUCGACCCUCUGGUCUCUCUCAUGAUGGUGGAGAAGGUUCCCGACAGCACAUACGACAUGAUUGGUGGUUUGGACCAGCAGAUCAAGGAGAUCAAGGAAGUUAUCGAACUUGGUCUCAAGCACCCCGAGCUUUUCGAGUCUCUUGGAAUUGCACAACCCAAGGGUGUCUUGCUAUACGGCCCCCCUGGUACUGGAAAGACACUACUGGCACGAGCUGUUGCUCACCACACUGCUUGUAAAUUCAUCCGAGUGUCAGGCUCCGAACUGGUCCAGAAGUACAUUGGUGAGGGUAGUCGCAUGGUGCGAGAACUCUUCGUCAUGGCCCGAGAGCACGCCCCAUCUAUCAUCUUCAUGGAUGAAAUCGACAGCAUUGGUUCCUCACGAGUGGAGGGUUCUUCAGGAGGAGAUUCCGAAGUCCAGCGAACUAUGCUUGAGUUGCUGAACCAGCUCGAUGGUUUCGAACCUACUAAGAACAUCAAGGUCAUCAUGGCCACCAACCGUCUCGACAUUCUCGACCCUGCCCUCCUGCGCCCAGGACGUAUCGACCGAAAGAUCGAGUUCCCCCCGCCCAGCGUCGAGGCCCGAGCGGAUAUUCUCCGCAUUCACAGCCGCAAGAUGAACCUCACCCGUGGCAUCAACCUCACCAAGAUCGCGGAAAAGAUGAACGGGUGCUCUGGUGCUGAGCUGAAGGGUGUGUGUACGGAAGCAGGCAUGUACGCUCUCCGAGAGCGAAGAGUGCACGUCACACAAGAAGAUUUCGAGCUUGCCACAGCAAAGAUUCUCAACAAGCACGACGACAAGGAGGUGUCUCUCGGCAAGCUCUGGAAGUGAGAAAACUGCAACAAGGGGCGUUCUUUUAUUUAUCCAUAUUCUUGUCGUCUCUGCUGCUGGUUAACCUGCUGGGUUCGCAACAGAGCCUGGUUGUUCAUAGAUGGGUUGGGUCAUGACAGCGGGAGGGGAGUUGUAAGGAUAGAAGAUUGUACCAUAAUGGAAACAACGAUCUCAAGCGACA
Messenger RNA from Fusarium oxysporum Fo47, 1569 nucleotides. Its product is annotated as proteasome regulatory particle base subunit RPT6. Gene Ontology annotation, molecular function: ATP hydrolysis activity; ATP binding; proteasome-activating activity. Bases 219 to 1388 code for a protein of 389 amino acids. The transcript is spliced from 2 exons. The record is from RefSeq and is a predicted model, not a curated record. Gene Ontology annotation, cellular component: proteasome regulatory particle, base subcomplex. NCBI's taxonomy places the organism in Eukaryota, Fungi, Ascomycota, Sordariomycetes, Hypocreales, Nectriaceae. Gene Ontology annotation, biological process: proteasome-mediated ubiquitin-dependent protein catabolic process.